Molecule: messenger RNA, 4456 nt
Organism: Rhipicephalus sanguineus (brown dog tick)
Lineage: Eukaryota; Metazoa; Arthropoda; Arachnida; Ixodida; Ixodidae
Exons: 22
Coding region: 455-3730 (1091 amino acids)
Molecular function (GO): heme binding; monooxygenase activity; iron ion binding
Source: RefSeq, a predicted model, not a curated record
AGACAGUGCUCCCGUUUGCGGGGAUUACAUCAAUGCUUUUAGUACGGUCCCCGGUGCGUUUCCUCGGGGUGCUGGUGGUGUAGUCGUGCAACGUUGUCUGGGGGGCCUGGGACACGCACAGGAACCGCUCCACUUCCUGGGGCUGCAUGCCUUAUCGGCGUGGAGGAGCCGAUGCAAUGCCGACGCCGAGAGCAUGGCCCCGGAGGCCGGCGCCCCCGCGCCGCCGCUGCUGCUGCCCUCGGCUGCCCCGGCGCCUGUUAGGACCCCGCGACGACGACCACUCGGCGCCCAUGUGACGGCCACCCCCGUUGGCACAGGACGCGAGCGGCGCGUCACUCCCGGCCGACGACCAUGUGCGUCCGCUGGGUGCUCCCGGACUAGCGCAGCGGCCCACCUCUUCAGCAACGAGCCGGCCUGAGCGGACAAUCUCCUCGGCCGGCGGACACUGCCAACCAUGUCGGCGGGCGGCGAAGCCACCCUGUUUCCCAUGACCUUGACAGGCUUUCUGCCCUUCUCGUCGCACCGAGUCCUGUGGUCCCUAACCUUACUGCUCUCGUGUAUCGUGCCCGUGGCUGUGCACAUCGCGCGGCGUCGACGCAUCGCCGAGCUCAUCUCCAAGAUUCCGGGGCCCACAGCGGCGCACCCGAUCCUCGGCAACUUGGACGUGCUGUACGAGCUCAAAAAGUACAGGCACCUUCUUGCGCCGCAUAUACUGCUGCUGCAGACCAUGUGCGGGUUAGCGCAAAUACACGACAAAGACAGAAUCUUCAGGUUCUGGCUGGGGUUCAGGCCUGUGGUAUCUUUCUUCAAAGCAGAAACAGUAGAGGUCAUUUUAAGUAGUAAUACCGUUUUAGAUAAAUCUUUUGACUACACAUUAUUACACCCCUGGUUGGGCACAGGUUUAUUAACAAGUUCAGGCAACAAAUGGCGGCGGAGAAGAAAGAUGCUAACACCGGCCUUCCACUUUCGGAUACUGGAGGACUUCAUUCCAGUAUUCAAUGAGCAGGCCGUGAUAUUCGUGAAAAACCUCAAGGAGCAGCAGAACAAAAAGUACAUCGACAUUGUUCCUCUGGUCACACUCUGCACGCUCGACAUCAUCUGCGAGACCGCAAUGGGGGUGAAGGUUGAUGCUCAAUUAAACAGUAAUUCUCACUACGUUCGCUCCUUGUACGAAGUGGGCGAGACCUUCAUGGCAAGAGUGAUGAGGCCAUGGCUAUGGCCAAACUACGUCUUCUACAUGUCCUCGUUCGGGAGGAAGUUCAAAGACAACCUUGCGCAGCUGCACAACUUCACCAGAAAGGUGAUACGCGAAAGAAAGGCCGAGCUGCUUGAACAGAAGGUCAUUGACGGCCUUACCAUCGGAGAACCAGUGAUCGGACAAAAACGACGGCAGGCCUUCCUGGACCUCCUCCUCAGCCAUCACAUUCAGGAUAGCAGCCUCACGGAAGAGGACAUCCGGGAAGAAGUAGACACCUUCAUGUUCGAGGGUCACGACACCACGGCCAUGGGUAUCUCGUGGGCAAUGUACCUCAUUGGACUCUACACGGACGUUCAGCAGAAGAUUCACGAGGAGCUGGAUGCAAUCUUCGGAGAGGAUAGAGAACGUGCCAUCACACCAGACGACCUCAAAGAAAUGAAGUACCUCGAGUGCGCUCUGAAGGAGUCACAGCGACUAUUUCCGUCAGUGCCAUUCAUUGGAAGAGAGCUAAUGGAAGACGUGGUAGUGAACGGCUACACGGUCCCCCGGGGCACGACGUGUUUCCUCUUCACAUUCAUGCUCCAUCGAGACAAGGAGAUAUUUCCCAACCCAGAGGUGUUCGACCCAGACAGGUUCCGGCCCGAGAACUGUGUUGGAAGGCAUCCGUUCGCCUAUGUACCGUUCUCGGCCGGACCGCGCAACUGCAUAGGUCAGAAGUUCGCCCUCAUGGAGGAGAAAGUGGUCUUGUGUUCUGUACUGCGGAACUUUUGCAUCCAGUCCGUUGACUUCAGGGAUAAAAUUCACCUCGUGGCGGAACUGGUGACGCGGUCGAAACACGGCCUAAAAAUCCGGUUAAGGCCGCGCUGCGAGAGAACCCGAAGCGCCCGAAGGUCGGCUUUGGCGGCUUGUCGGCGGCUGUCGAUUGAGACGGCGCGCACAAUGUUUGCCCUUGCAGUGCAGGUACUUCUCUGGCUUGUUUUCGUCGCCUUCAUCGCGCUCGCCUCUCUAGUCGUUGCUGUUCUCUGCGCUGUUCACGUCGCGAGGAGGGCUACCUGGAAGAAGCUCGCUCGUUUUCCCGGUCCAAACGAAGAUAUACCCCUGCGAUGGGUCUUGCAGCAACACUCACAUGCCACAUCCGUGAAGCACCGGACGCCGUACAAUGUGUCCAUGCUGGAGAUACGUAUGGCGUACUUCUACAUGUUUCAAAAGUAUGGACUCUUUAGAUUUUAUAUAGGACCUCAUCCUACAGUUGCAGUUUUCAAGGCUGGCCACAUUGAGACAGUGCUGAAUGGUCAAAGCACAGUCGAAAAGUCGGUUGAUUACGAAGUCCUGCAUUCGUGGUUAGGCACUGGACUUUUAACAAGCUCUGGAACAAAAUGGAAGACAAGGCGGCGCUUGCUAACACCCUCGUUUCACUUCCGUAUUCUCGAUUCGUUCGUCCAGCCAAUGAACGUGCGUGCUCGAAACACUGUAGAGAAGCUACGACAGCGCUGCACAGAACCCUGGAUCGACAUCGUGCCACUGGUGGCUGACUGCACGCUGAACAUUUUGUUGGAGACCAUCAUGGGUGUGAUUCCAGAAGAAAAAGAGGAGUUCUGUCGCUCUUACGUUGCUGCAGUUCAUUAUUUGUCGAGUCAGAUUACUUUUCGGGUGCAAUCACCAUGGUUACUCAUCGAUGCCAUUUAUUUCCGAACGUCCUACGGUAAAGCCUACCAGAAAAAUACAGAAAUCGUUCACAACUUCACUGCAAGGGUCAUCAGAGAACGCCGGGAAGAGCUCAUGAGAAAUAAUGACGAGCAUAAGGUAGUAGAAGAUGAACACGAAGGGGUCUACAAUAGAAAGCGACUGCUUACAUUUUUAGAUAUUCUGUUGCGCUACAGUAUUGAAAACGAAGGCUCAAUCAGUGAUGAUGACAUCAGGGAAGAAGUGGACACGUUCAUGUUCGAGGGCCAUGACACAACGGCAGUGGCGAUUUGCUGGACAUUGUACAUGAUGGGACUGCAUCAAGACCACCAGAGAAAGGUUCACGAAGAAUUGGACUCUGUCUUGGGAGUGGAUGCGGGAAAGGACGUCACCACUGAGCACAUGAAGGAGCUGAAGUAUCUGGACUGCGUCAUUAAGGAAUGUCAGCGACUAUUCCCAUCGGUACCAAUUAUUGGCCGUGAGAGCCUAGAAGACUUCAAGCUAGGGGACUACGUAAUACCCAAAGGCUCAACGAUUGACGUCUUUCUUUACGCGCUUCAUCGAGACCCGGAAGUGUUUCCAGACCCAGAGAGGUUUGACCCCAGCCGAUUCCUGCCGGAAAACAUCAGCAAGCGUCAUUCGCACGCUUUCAUUCCUUUCUCGGCUGGAUCAAGAAACUGUAUAGGUCAACGGUUUGCAGCAAUGGAGCUGAAAAUUGUUAUCGCCACAAUCUUACACAGCUUCAACUUGGUGGCGUUGGAUCAACGUGACAAGAUGCUUCUGUCCAGUGACCUGGUGUUGAGAGCAGCUAAUGGGAUCAGGCUUUCUUUCACGCGGAGAGUUCACUGAUAGUCUACGAAGAUGCCUCUCUUUAAGAAGUCGCCAGAUUUGUUCACCACGUCCUCUUUCCUAGCGUCAAUACAGAAUUGUAUAUAUUUAGCAAUCUUAAGUAACUUGUGUGUGUGUGUGCGUAUCCGUUGAGGUGCACGAGAAAGCAAAUAUUUAAAUAAAGUUCAUGCAUUCUAACCAGACUUUUACACUGUACAGCGAAACAGUAACAACUGACGGUUACUGCAAUAAAAAUGUAAUUGGUUACAGUUACUAAUUAGUGCGUUAUGGAGGUAACCGAUCAAUGCUAAAAAGUAAUCAAUUACUAGUACGUCACUUUAACUCCAAUUGUAAGUGGGAGUCGUGUCUUUGCCAGCUGAAACAAAUGAACCAAACAAAAUAUUUGGGACAUGCUUUCACCUCAAAUAGAAUGACUCACACAGAGAAAACUCCCGCCGUUUGGCAGUGUCACGUAUUGACGAUGCGCUGAUAUGAGUCCAUUCUUGUCUCUGUCUCUAAAGUUCCUGCACUAAACCCUAAGACGAUGUCGCACCAACAUGGCCAAGGCAACAUGGCCCUUGCUAAGAACAUACGACCUCGAGCCAAACACCCCUUUAGCCUAAAAGCACCACUUCAAUUACAGAAUGCUAUAUUUAAACGCAUACCAUUCUAGAAAGCAGGCUGGUUAAAGCAAACUCUGGCUUUUCCCUUAUACUAAACCCGCUGGUGUCGUUGAAAGUCGUACAG